UCUCUCUUCGACCGUCUCCGACUCUCUCUCUCUCAAGAACUGGCGGGAAUGCUUCGAGGCCUCUGAAACUCCGAAAAGGCCAUUUCAGAGGCGGAACAGAAUUCUUGAGUAUUUUUGGCAAGCUUGUUGAGGGACUUAACUCUGCCACUGAAAGUCUCCUGCCAAAGAAGAAUAAUUUCCAUAGUUCUUAAUUUCAUGCAGGUGAUCAGGAGUUGUAGAUCUGUUACCGUUAUGGCAGUUGAACAGGGACAAACAUGUUAGGAACUUGCCAUCCGACUAAGCUCUUAACUUCAGAAUAUGGCGAUCCGACCUCUACGGCAUACCUCUAGACUGCCACCGCGAAAAUUCCUUUUCGUCAUACUAUUGAUACUUGUGCCUGUUUGUGUGAUUGGAAUAUUGACCCAUGGCCAGAAGCUUACCUAUUUAUUCCGUCCCCUCUGGGACCAUCCCCCUCGGCCAUUUAUACACUUGCCACAUUACUAUGCAGAAAAUGUAUCGAUGGACCACCUUUGCCGGCUGCAUGGCUGGUCACUCCGAUCUGAGCCCCGUCUCAUUUUUGAUGGCAUCAUCUUCAGUAAUGAGCUAGAUCUGCUUGAGAUCAGGUGGCGAGAGCUAAAUCCAUACGUCUCAAAAUUUGUAAUCCUGGAGUCCAACACCACUUUCACUGGCAUCCCGAAACCACUCUUCUUUGCAUCAAACCGGGAUAGAUUUGCCUUCGCUGAUGAGAAGGUUGUCCAUGACGUGUUCCCUGGUGAGAUUGCAACCCGAGGAUCACGUAAUGAUCCAUUCGCGCUAGAGAGGAGGCAGCGAAUCGCCAUGGACGGACUAGUUCGUCUUUCAGGGAUUUCCUAUGGUGACGUCCUUAUAAUGUCGGAUGCUGAUGAGAUCCCCAGUCCAGACACCCUGAAGUUGCUGCAAUGGUGUGAUGGCCUGCCACCAGUGAUGCACCUUGAGCUGAGGAACUACAUGUACUCGUUCGAGUUCCCGGUUGACUACAGCAGCUGGCGGGCCACAGCGCACAUUUAUGGCCCACAAACCCGCUAUCGCCACUCACGCCAAACUGAUCAUCUCUUCUCAGAUGCAGGAUGGCACUGCAGCUUCUGCUUUCGGCGUAUUCAAGAGAUUGUGUUUAAGAUGACUGCUUACAGCCACGCAGACCGUGUCAGCCAGAAAGAUUUCUUAAACUACUCAAGAAUUCAGCGCCUUAUAUGCCAAGGAGACGACCUUUUUGACAUGUUACCGGAAGAGUACACCUUCAAAGAAUUGAUAAAAAAGAUGGGACCAAUACCCCACUCGGCUUCUGCAGUUCAUCUUCCUGCCUACUUGAUACAGAAUGCAGAUAAGUUUAGGUUUCUUUUACCCAGAGGCUGUUUACGAACGCCGGAAUGAUCAAGGUACUCCAUGCAAUUGUUUUCACUUUAAGAAGGCUGUGCUUACCUUUGAAUUAGUGUUUGGUAAGCAGGAAACCAACUUGUUAGAUGUUAGGUCUUGGUGCAGAGGGAAAAAAGUUCGAAAGUUUAUUGAUGGCUAAAGAAUGUUUUCUGUCCUGGUUACAUUUUAGAGUUGUUUAUUUAAACAUAUAUAUAGUGUAGUUUCAUUCACUUAUUCAGCCGAAAGACGGGGCUUAAAGUUGGUAAAUUGUUCUUUUGUCCGAUGAGAAGUGUACAAAGUUUCGGGAUUGAGAUUUCACUUAGUAGAGAACAAUAUUAUUUAAUCAAAUCUUGG
This is a messenger RNA of Morus notabilis, 1725 nucleotides long. Its product is annotated as beta-1,4-mannosyl-glycoprotein 4-beta-N-acetylglucosaminyltransferase. Gene Ontology annotation, cellular component: membrane. Gene Ontology annotation, biological process: N-acetylglucosamine metabolic process; protein N-linked glycosylation. Bases 298 to 1389 code for a protein of 363 amino acids. The transcript is spliced from 3 exons. Gene Ontology annotation, molecular function: beta-1,4-mannosylglycoprotein 4-beta-N-acetylglucosaminyltransferase activity. NCBI's taxonomy places the organism in Eukaryota, Viridiplantae, Streptophyta, Magnoliopsida, Rosales, Moraceae. The record is from RefSeq and is a predicted model, not a curated record.